UGUUUACAUUCGGCUCGUUUGAAAAAAUGGAAUUUUCCGACUGAGGAUUUUCCGCACGUGCUCCUGAACCCAGCUGUUCCGCCGUUCUUAGUUCAUUAUGCCUAGUUCCUGCCCCGUUUUAGAGCAUCCAGAGGACACCGGUAGCGAUAUCAACGAUGUGUUUGAGGAUAUCUUUCUGACCGAAGAGCGCAUCAUCGAGGAGAGUUUUCAUCAAGGGCUAGAGGCCGGUCAGCAGCAGGAAUCCGUUGAGGAGGCGCACGAUUACGGUUACAAGAAGGGAGCGGAAGUUGGACGGGAAAUCGGAUUCUACCAAACGGUGGUGAGCGAAAUCAGCACGCAGGAAGAAGUAACAAGCAACGAAAAGGCAGCUGCACUGAUCGGAGAAGUACAAGCCGCGCUUGAUCAGUAUCCUCGUGAUAACAAUCCGGACGUCGAUUUACUCCAUUCGCUCCAACAGAUUCGCAACAAAUAUCGACGGCUGUGUGCUCUGCUUAAGCUACCGUUCAAAUACGUCCAGACGAAUGAUCUUUCGUUUUAGAACGAUCAAGAUGGAACGUUUGAGGCAACAGAUCGAUACGAUCGCUCGGUUUCUCGAACCAAACGCCGCUUUCAUCAACUGCCACAUGGUGGACUAUCUUACCGAACAGCACUGGGAUCGGUAUGUGCCG
This is a messenger RNA of Anopheles darlingi, 668 nucleotides long. RefSeq lists its product as uncharacterized. The record is from RefSeq and is a predicted model, not a curated record. The transcript has a single exon. The coding region runs from base 98 to 538 and encodes 146 amino acids. NCBI's taxonomy places the organism in Eukaryota, Metazoa, Arthropoda, Insecta, Diptera, Culicidae.